UUGCUCUAGUUUGCACAUGUACGUUCCCAUCCAAAAACCCUCGGCAACGGUGAUGCGACGCCCGUCCCGUUCCAAGUCCUGACAACCGAGCGUACGCUGAGCUGCAAGUAAACGGCGCUGGCUACCGGAAGAGCCGAGCCGGACCAAGUCUCCUCGUCCCUCACCUCGUCGCCGAUGGAGGGCGGCGACUCGUCCGGCGCCGGCGCCGGCGGCGCCGUGGCCGCGGCGGCCAAGUGGCGGAGCGACGCGUCGCGGGCGUUCCAGUACUACCUGGACCGCUCGACGCCUCACGCCACGGGGCGGUGGCUCGGCACGCUCGCCGCCGCGGCCAUCUACGCGCUGCGGGUUUACAUGGUGCAGGGCUUCUACAUCGUCACCUACGGGCUCGGGAUCUACCUUCUCAACCUCCUCAUCGGUUUCCUCUCCCCCAUGGUCGACCCCGAGCUCGACCCUUCCGCCGCCUCCGAGGGGCCGGCGCUGCCCACCCGGGGGUCCGACGAGUUCAAGCCAUUCAUCAGGCGCCUCCCCGAGUUCAAGUUCUGGUAUGCCAUCACAAAAGCUUUUGUUAUAGCUUUUGUGAUGACUUUCUUCUCAGUGUUUGACGUUCCUGUCUUCUGGCCUAUACUCCUCUGCUACUGGAUUGUUCUCUUUGUCCUUACAAUGAAGCGCCAGAUUGUACAUAUGAUCAAAUACAAAUAUGUGCCUUUCAGUAUCGGGAAGCAGAAAUAUGGUGGGAAGAAGAGUGCCGUGAGCCCGAGUUCCUCAAAAGACUGAUUCCGAACCUGCCCCAGUAGAAACUUGCCAGGGGAACAAGAUACGUUGGAUGAUGAUAUUUGAUGUGCUCAAUACCAAGUGUAAUACUUCAUUCAUAUCUAGGAGGUAGACGGAUUUUCGCUCCUGUUUCUGACUCUGGGCUCACUGUUUAAUUCCAUGUUGUGCUUAGGUCGCUUCCUCCUAUGCUUGUAUAGCGAGUUUCGCGUCUCAGAUAAAUUAUUUCGUUUUAGUUACUACAUAUCUGGGCCCUAAAACAAUAAGCUCUAUGCUCUCAGCAAGUUUGGUUGGGUGUUGAGCUGGGUGAGGUAGGCGGUUGGUUAUUUUUGUAUCGAACUGGAACAGGAUGCUAAACUUUAAACGCAGAAUAUUUUGAC
Molecule: messenger RNA, 1148 nt
Organism: Zea mays
Lineage: Eukaryota; Viridiplantae; Streptophyta; Magnoliopsida; Poales; Poaceae
Biological process (GO): retrograde vesicle-mediated transport, Golgi to endoplasmic reticulum; protein retention in ER lumen
Cellular component (GO): Golgi membrane
Source: RefSeq, marked validated